CCAAGCAGAUUAAAUAAUCAAAAAGGCCGAGCCAUCGGGGUCAUGUUUGAAUGCUACAGCUGUUCACCGAGAUUUGACAAACAUUCUUUACGCGCGGCUCUCGGUCUGAAUGGGAAAGGCAGGGAUGAUCUCGGGGAGGUCGACACUUUAAGAAAGAAGAAGGGGACACAAUCAAAAGAUCCUUUUAUGGAAACCGAUCCCAGCCAGAUGGAGACAAGGGGGCAGGCUGCUUAAAGAAGUGGUCUUGUGAAAGCGACAACUGUUCUCAGCAUCGAAGAAAAAAAAAGCCCAAGCAGGAUUCAGAAGAAGUGAAUGAAAACUCCAAGUCCUGCCAUGCCCUCGGCUUGUGGAUCUGCAAAUUAAUAAGGGUGGGCUGCGUGAUCGGCAAGGACCCUGGUCCCGUGGAGGCGCAGCCAUGAGAGGUGAGCUGCUACUGCUUUUGAGUGCGAUUUUCCCACCCCAGGGCGUGUGCGGCUGCCCAGAGAAGUGCAUCUGUCACUCAUCUUCAAACUCUGUAGACUGUAGUCACCGGGGUCUGGCUGAAAUCCCUCCUGAUCUGCCUCCUCAGACUCUAACGCUGCUCUUGCAAGAUAACCAGCUACGCCAGCUUCCCGCUCACGCGUUUAGGUCAGUUCCUCGGCUCAUGACCUUAAACUUGUCCAACAAUUCUCUCUCACAUCUGGCCCCUGAAGUUUUCCAUGGACUUCGGCACUUGCAYGUCUUAAACCUAACUCACAACUCCCUGCUUUCCCUGGAAAGCAGACUUUUCCAUUCCCUCCGGCAGCUGAGGGAGCUCGAUGUGUCAUUCAACAACAUCAGCCAUCUUCCCACCUCGCUGGCGGAGCCUUGGGAGAACCURACCUUGUUUGCAGUGCGACAGAACCAGCUCCACUAUCUCAGUCGCAGGCUCCUAGAAUCCAUGCCCAGCCUGAGGCUGUUAUUUCUCAAGGACAACCUCUGGAAAUGCAAUUGCCACUUGCUGGGCCUUAAACUCUGGCUGGAGAAAUUUAUCUAUGCAGGGGGAGUAAUGGAUGGUGUCAUCUGCGCGUCACCUGAUAUGUGGAAGGGGAAGGAUCUCCUUAGGAUUCCUCACGAGCUGUACCAGCCCUGUCCUCUUCCUGUUCCACAUCUGGAGCCCUCACAGGGUCAGCAGCAUGGCACUGCCCACGGGGAGGUCCCCAAGCCUCCUGAGAACCGGAUCUCUGAGGAGCGAGACCCUGUGGCAUGUGAAGUCAAACCCAAGCCGAGGCCCACCAACCUGCGCCACGCAGUGGCCACCGUUGUCAUCACGGGGGUUCUAUGUGGAAUCGUGUGUCUCAUGAUGUUGGCGGCUGCCAUCUAUGGCUGCACCUAUGCGGCUAUUACAGCCCAGGGCCAUCGGGGCCCCUUGGCUCAAACCAGUGACUCUGGGAAGAUGGGAGGAAAAGAGGUAUUUGACCACUCACUGGCCUGAGAGCUUUCAUCUCAAAGAGGAUUGAUGGCUGUAGACCAGGUGUCCGAGUGAGCCGAUGUGUUCACUGUUAACGGUCUGAUUUUGCUUUUUCCAACAGAAACAGUAAGAUGUGUUUGUAAAAAAUAUAUAUAUAUAUUCCUGGGAAGAAAUUUAGGUUGGAGAUUUUUAAAAUACCAUAGAUGAAAUAGAGAUGAUACUUGUACUCUGUGUCUGCAAAGUUAUGACAGUGAUUCUAGGCAUUGGAAGACCAUGCACUCAGAAAGGGAAGAUACCAUCUCUUUCAGGUGCCCUUCCCUGGAUUAAGUUGCUUUUGCAGAGCAAAAAAAAAAAAAAAAAAAUUCCAACAUGUGAGCCAGUCAGCAUUCCUAGGAGCUUUAGGGUCCACUGAGAACUGCCCAAGUCUGAGUGCUUAGGAUGAGGCUGGUGAUCCUACCCGAGGGGCACUGAAUGCCUCUAUAAUUCAAGUUCAUGCUAGAUCGGUGGAUACUUUUAGAUGUUGUGUAUGUUAUACAUUUAAUGGGAGCGUCUGUUGGUUGGGAAUUUCGUAGCUUGCCACAAGAGUCAGAUUAUAUUUAAUUUCCUAAAUCAGAAAACCAUUUGGGGCUUUGUAGGACGAUGCAGAGGAAGAGGAGGGUUCCACAUCUGGGUAAUGCGACUCAGGCCCAGAGUCUGGGGAAGUUUCUUUUCUUUCUUCUUUUUUUUUUUUUUUGGAUGCAAAGGUAAAGAACACAUAAGCAAAUUCAGGGCAGAGAUUACCAGAAGGCUCUAUCCACCAGGAGACUAGAAGCUUCCAUUUAUAACACUCACAGCAGGAAUGAAUUUAGGUUAGUCGGAAAGCGAGCGUAAUGACUUUUGUGUAUCUGCAUCUGCCUGCGUGGUGCACAGAGGGCACAGGCUUGCACAACCACACCCGUGCACAGACAGGAUGCGAAUGCAUCUCUUCCCCCCACUAAUGAAAUGCAGCCCCGUCAGGGUGUGGGAGCCAGCAGCUCUUGAUCACCACCCAGAYUGUCUCUCAACACUCUGGGAUAGGAAGUCAGAAGGAAGUCUUGAAGAGAGUGGGAAUUUCCAAGAGGCUCCAGAUAAGUGGUGGCAGCCACCCUGAACAUUAUUUAGGCCGUGGCUUCAAAAAUAAAAUAAAAUAAAAUCAGGUAUAAGGCUGAAGAACUGCAUGCAACGUGAAUUUUUGUAAAUUGAAUCAUCAUUUUAAUGCAGUAGGG
This is a messenger RNA of Urocitellus parryii (Arctic ground squirrel), 2673 nucleotides long. RefSeq names its product leucine rich repeat transmembrane protein 1 (gene Lrtm1). Lineage: Eukaryota; Metazoa; Chordata; Mammalia; Rodentia; Sciuridae. Gene Ontology annotation, molecular function: protein binding. Gene Ontology annotation, biological process: positive regulation of synapse assembly; axonogenesis. The record is from RefSeq and is a predicted model, not a curated record.